CCUUUUAUUAGCCUUAUUUAUAGGAAAUGCGUGUGUUUUUAGUGUGUCGCUGUUGCCCAAAAAUAUGCUUGUGGACCCUUAAAUUCUCCCAUACAUUGCAUCUCCCACAACCUUAUUCUCUGUGAUUCUCCAUAUUUUAAUCCGAUUCAUUUAGAUUUCGUGCUGUACUAAUCCCAAUCUCCCAAUUGGCACUGUUCAUUUCAGGUUCGAUUUCUGCAAGGUCAAAUCCUAGUUGUGGGCUUUCUGCCAGUUUCACUAGUUUUGGUGAGAGUGAAUGUAGAUGUGAAGCUGUUGUUGAAGUGAAACUAUGGAAGGAAAUUUAUCUAGUAGAAGUGGAAUGCAAGGCAACACUUCAUUUGGGGGUUUCGAUUUGCAAGGGCCGAUGAGGGCUCAUCAUCACCAGCAGCAGCAACAGGCGCAUGUGCCUCAUCAUCAUGUUCGACAAGGAUCAUCCAUGGUUCAUCACACGAUCCAUGAGAAUUUCCCCCUAACGAUGGGGAGCAGUCAAGAGGAGCCGUCUUUCUCGCUGACGGACUACAACAAGAUGGAUAGGGGUAAGUCCGCGAGUGAUGAGGAUGACCCGAGCUUCACGGAGGAUGCUGCUGACAAUAGGGGUGAUCCGAGCAAAGGCAAGAAGGCAUCUCCAUGGCAGCGUGUGAAAUGGACUGACGGCAUGGUGAGGCUGUUGAUCACGGCCGUUUCGUACAUUAGUGAGGAAGCGGCUGCUGAGUAUGGAGGCGGUGGUGCCCGAAGGAAAUAUGCGAAUUUACAGAAGAAGGGGAAAUGGAAAUCUGUUUCCAAAGUCAUGGCUGAGAGGGGUCAUUUUGUUUCACCACAGCAGUGUGAGGAUAAAUUUAACGACCUUAACAAACGGUACAAGAGGCUGAAUGAGAUUCUAGGAAGGGGAACUUCGUGUGAGGUGGUCGAAAAGCCUGCACUUUUGGAUGUGAUGGAUCACAUCCCGGAGAAGGCAAAGGAGGAGGUACGGAAGAUUCUGAGCUCGAAGCAUUUGCACUAUGAAGAAAUGUGCUCUUAUCACAACGGGAACAGGUUGCAUCUCCCAGCUGAUCCCGAGUUGCAGCGCUCGUUGCGCUUGGCUCUUAGGAGUAGAGACGAUCAUGACGAAAGUGAUGCAAAAAGGCAUUUAAAUGAUGAUAACGAUGAGGAUGAUCACGAAGCCGAAUAUGAGGAUCAUGGUGAAUUUGAAGAAAAUCAGGCGUUAGCAGGAGAUCGCAGGGCGUAUUUGCUAGGGAAUCCGGCAAAGAGGGUGAAACAAUGCCAGACUCAUGACGAAUUUAGUUUCAGAAAUUCUUUGAGUUCUUUAGAUUGCAACAAGACAUUCAGUUUUCAGGUGGAAAACGCCGACUCUGAUGUAAACAAAGCUCCUGCUGAAGGCUCUAAAAUGAAUGCCAUCGCACCGAAGCAGUCGUUGAGCCACUGGAAUAUCCAAAUAGAGGAGCAAAGGUUAAAUAUAGAAAUGCAGAUGUUGGAAUUGGAGAAAGAGAAGUUCAAAUGGCAGAGAUUUUGCAGGAAAAAGGACCGUGAAUUGGAGAUGAUGAGGAUGGAAAUCGAGAGGAUGAAACUUGAGAAUGAACGUAUGGCCUUGGAUUUAAGACGAAAGGAAUUGGGUAUUGACAGCAAUUAAUGCUCUCUUUGCUUGCAUUUCCUGAUUCUAAAACGCAGUACGCCAAAUUCUCUUAUAUCUUAUUGAUUAACUGCUUUGUCGUUGAUGUUGUUGCCUUCGUCUGGAUUUAGAACACUCCUGCUAUUGAGGGUUGGUACAUUUCUGCUUGUAACUAUAUAAGACGAGCCUCUAGUGUUUGCAAUGGUUUCAUUUGUACCUUUUCGUUAUUCCAUUUAGUCGAUAGUUUUGGUUUAGGUCAUGACUAGUUGUUGUGGAUUGAGAGUCUAAACUAGAAUUUGAACAUUCUUAUGAUGAUAAAUUUUCCAUAUUUUGUAGACGUCGAAUGCUAAGAGUUUGGCCGGUUCCAUUAAUGAAUAUCUGAAGCUUCCGAACA
Salvia splendens (bonfire salvia) is the source of this 2018-nucleotide messenger RNA. RefSeq lists its product as uncharacterized. The coding region runs from base 308 to 1645 and encodes 445 amino acids. The transcript has 2 exons. The record is from RefSeq and is a predicted model, not a curated record. NCBI's taxonomy places the organism in Eukaryota, Viridiplantae, Streptophyta, Magnoliopsida, Lamiales, Lamiaceae.